AUGACCUUUGAUGAGACCAGCAUGGUGCCAGACCACGUAUAUGACGAUGGGUGUGAGCUGCAGGCAUUAAAAGGCGUUUUCUUAGUUCUCGUGGUGUUUGGUUUGUUCAUCAUCAUCUACUGUUCUGACAUCAAGGGAAGUAACACCUACCAAGACGUGGUUCUCUCCCUGUGUGGCCCUAAAGCCCAGCUGGCUUGUGCUGUCUGUAUUUUAGUGACCUGUUUUGGUUCGUGUACCACAGGUCUUAUUGUAAUAUAUGAUCAAUGGGAGCUAUUUUUCCUCAAUGUAGCUCCCGACCUCUACUGUACUACACAUCCCUUCUACAUGACAAGAGCUUUCAUCACAUCCGCUACAUCCGUAGUUUUUAUACUUCCGUUAUGCUUUACCAAGAGAAUCGAUUUCUUAAAACACUCUAGCUGUGUUGGUGUGAUUGGGUGCUUGUAUAUAGCAGUACUUGUAGCAGUAAAGUAUUUUCUACCUCAUGAUAAUCAGGGGACUAUUGCCACAGGGCCACAUUCAUGGGUCGAUAUUUUCCUAGUUGUACCAAACAUUGGUUUCGCUUAUGCCUGUCAAGUUAGCAUAAUCCCUAUCUACUCCUGUAUGACCAAGCGUAACAUGAGAGAGUUCACUAAAACAGUAACGCUUGCCAUGAUAUUGUGUGUAAUCACCUACACCGUUACUGCAACUCUGGGCUAUCUUCAGUUUGGCGACGUUGUCACCGCUGACAUACUGCUGUCGUUUAACCCUACAGCUGAUGUGAUGGUGGCUGUAGUUCUUGUGGCUGUGAAGACAUACACCACCUACCCUAUUAUUUGCUUCUGUGGAAAGGCAGCGUUUGAAACGUUGUGGGGAAUGUUCUGGAAAAUGAGUCCAGAAGAAAUUUUACACAAAGAAAAGACGAGACGUGUCAUAACUACAUUGGUGUGGUUCACCUUGACCCUGCUACUGUCCAUCUUCAUCCCUAAUAUAGGCGUGGCCAUUCAAAUCAUUGGGGCAAACACUGCGCUGUUAAUAUUUGUAUUUCCAGGGUUAAGUUUGAUGAAGACAAUGCAAAAUAGAAUUGAGUCAGGAGAGAGACAGCCAAGUAAAGUUUAUUUGUUAAGGUGGACGGCCAUCUUCUUUUUUGUUAUUGGUGUGUUUAUUUUUGGACUGACCUUAUCGCAAUCCAUAUUGCAAGACAUUCGUGGAGUCAAGCCAGACUCGUCCAAAUUUACAUGUAGCUAGUUGUUUGAUUAAUGUUUGGUACCACACAACGUUGCAUGAAAGAAUAGUUGUA
Physella acuta is the source of this 1276-nucleotide messenger RNA. RefSeq names its product sodium-coupled neutral amino acid transporter 7. NCBI's taxonomy places the organism in Eukaryota, Metazoa, Mollusca, Gastropoda, Physidae. The record is from RefSeq and is a predicted model, not a curated record. Gene Ontology annotation, molecular function: L-amino acid transmembrane transporter activity. Gene Ontology annotation, cellular component: membrane. Gene Ontology annotation, biological process: amino acid transmembrane transport.